This is a messenger RNA of Phanerochaete carnosa HHB-10118-sp, 4568 nucleotides long. RefSeq lists its product as uncharacterized. Gene Ontology annotation, cellular component: nucleus; cytoplasm. The record is from RefSeq and is a predicted model, not a curated record. Gene Ontology annotation, molecular function: histone H3T3 kinase activity. The coding region runs from base 55 to 2493 and encodes 812 amino acids. Lineage: Eukaryota; Fungi; Basidiomycota; Agaricomycetes; Polyporales; Phanerochaetaceae. The transcript has 4 exons. Gene Ontology annotation, biological process: mitotic cell cycle; intracellular signal transduction.
UCCCUAUCAUCGAUCUUCGUCAGCGUUCACCAUCUCUCACAGUCAGCUGGCGACAUGCUAGGAACAAAGACUCGGCAGGUUGCUGCGUAUGGCCGACGAGGACACAGGAUCGUCAACGUUGACGACAGCGGCCGCGAGGCUAACGUGAAGAACGACUCUGUGGCUCUACCCCAGCACCGCAUUGAUGAUAGCAUACAAACCCCACGCUCGACUCGAUAUGGUGUCUACUCUGUCUAUUCUGCUACGGCAAGCCCAGAUAUGGCCCCGCCAGAGUUCACGUUGAAGACGAAGCCUGUUGCGAACAAGACUGGCGACCUGGCUAAGGCCAAGAAAAUCAGGUCCGACACUCGCGUGCGGAAGCCUCUGGCCAUGGUCCCGGCCAAUGUACUGUCAGGCACUGUGAAGGCUUCUCGGUCCCCGCUUGCGAAGAAGCCAGUCCAGAAGCUGAGGCUUGGGACCGCAACAGGGAAGAGAGCCAAGGCGCAAACUAGGAUUCCCCUCUCCAUGAAACCUGUCUCACUCACCGUCGACGUGGAGAUAUUAGUCCUCGAUGACACAGGAAAGCAAUUUGGCGUUGAGAAGCGCAAGACCAAUCCAACGAUUCCCACAAACCCCCUCCCUCGAGCUGUAUCUAAGCCAGCAAAGGGCAAAGGGCCUAUCUUAAAGUCUCUCCAGACAUCCAUAGACGAAGAGGACACCCCUUCGACUCGCGCUCGACAAGCCGCGCCAAAGCGGCGUCGCGCAGUUAUUAUCUCGUCUGACGAGGACUCAGAUAUAGAAGUCUUCUCCGGUCCUGAGCCGAAAUCGAAUUGUGGGCCACCUCCAGCCUCGCCACCUCCUCGGUUACCUUCUCUCGCGAAACGCAGAACCACCGUCCUUUCUUCCCCAGAAGGCACACACUCUUCCUCAUCAUCGCGCGAUAUAAUACGCCCUCCCUCACCUAUCACCAGGCCUGCCAGAGCACGUUUAGACUGUCAGCCUGGUAAAUCAGCACACUCGAGAUCUAAUACACAUGCGCAACCGUCCCGUCUCUCAGUCGGCCUAGAACAAGCUGGAAAAUAUAAGCCUCGCCCGCUCACGCCCAUCCGCUCGCGUGCAGCCUUCCCUGCACCUCCCUCGCCACCUUCGCCUACGACGCCUAGUGAAACUGACGCCGAGCUCUCGUUCGACUUUGCCGAACUUGCACUAUCUCCCAAUACCAUCCGCAGCAUCGAGGCAGAGGCCACAGGCUUGAAGUGGGACGCGCCAAAUCAGCCAGUGUAUCUGCAACCGCUCUUGAAGGAGUGCGGGCAGGACGCACCACAUGAGUUCUCCGCAUUCAUCGAGAUGUUCCCCUUCGACCCCAUCGUGCAGACCUCGCAUAAUGGUGUCAACAUCCAAACUUCUUCAGGCACGAAGGCAGCCUUCCGGAAGAUCGGCGAGGCGUCAUACUCUGAGGUUUUCGGCAUUGGGGAUGUUGUGCUCAAGAUCAUACCACUGCGAAACGAGGAGCCUGUCAAGAAGGGCAGACUUUUCACGGAUGACAUGGAAUGCCCUGCACCUAGUGAUGUGAAAGACGUCUUGAAAGAGAUCGUCGUCACGAGAGCAAUGGGAGAGCUGUGCAUUGGAUUCGUUGAGUUGCUCAGGACGUAUAUCGUUCGCGGAAAGUAUCCUUCAUUACUUCUCGAUCUCUGGGAUGAAUAUCACGAGAGGAAGGGAAGCGAAAGUGUCAGGCCUGAUAGCUUCCCUGUGUCGCAAGUUUAUGCGAUCAUUGUUCUCCCGAACGGCGGCCCUGAUCUUGAAUCGUACACUUUCACCUCAUCCUCGAGGAAUGGCUGGAGACAGGCAUGCAGUUUGUUCUGGCAAGUCACGCGAGCCUUGGCGGAAGCUGAAGAUCUGGUUGAAUUUGAGCAUAGAGACCUUCACUGGGGCCAAAUCCUCGUAAAGAACGUCGAGGAAGAUGUCACCGAAGUUCCCCACCCGAAGAUGGGCAAGGUCCCGAUGGACGACGACUUCUUUGGCGUCCGCGCGACAAUUAUUGACCUCGGGUUGUCGCGCAUGAACGCGGACGACGGUGCCAGGAGAUCGGUGCAUUGGACGCCAUUCGACGAGGAAACUUUCGAGGGUGAGGGGGACUACCAGUUCGAGGUGUAUCGUAUGAUGCAAAUGCAUAACGAAGGCGAGUGGAAGAAGUACCGGCCGUUGACGAACGUCAUGUGGCUGCACUACCUCGUCGACAAACUUCUUCACUCAAAACGCCUUCGGAAGCCUUACGCUUCCAAGGCCGCCAAGCCCACCCGGACGUCGCUUGAUUCACGCGUUUUCUCCGAGGCUGAGUGUCAUGCAAGCCUUGUCGAAGUCGAGGCGUCUCUUAAGGAGACCGUGGAUGCCUUCCGGGUGUCCAAGAAGGGUCGACGCAAGACCCAGGCGGUGUCGAAAGCGAGUGAGCCCGGUGCUCUGGGUUGUGCGGGCGACGUGCUGGGGAUGGCACGCGAGCGUGGGUGGCUGAGCUGACUUUUCUACAUGCAACGUUAUGUGGUGUAUUGAGAUGUACUUUAAAUCACGACGAUACCCGUGAUAUCCCGUCAUCGAGUCCUUGCAAUGAUGUGCAAACGACGAAUAAGACCUUUGAAGGGCGCCAUGCGCAAUCAAUUAAAUUAGAGAAUGACGAAGUGGUUUCGUGUACAAAAACACAAAAAAGUACAGCGGAGUACAAUGAGUACAACAGAGACGGUUGACAGCGAUUAGCGAUGGGGAGGGUAUAAUCCUAGGGAUGUAAUGCUAAAAACUAGGGGAGGAGAUACAAAGGGGAAACAGCAUUAAGCGAUAGCAGGGAUACAUGAGGAGCAGAUAAAAUGGGAGGGAUUAGACAUAGACGGAUACACGGGCUAUUGGCAAAGCACAACAAUCCAGUACACACAAUUCUUUCCUGGCAAAUAAAAUUAGGAUGGUUGGGAAUGCGGCGGGGUAGGCUACCGCCUGGCGGGCUGCUUGCCCUUCAUGGUGCGAGGACUCCUCCGCACGGCGCCUGACACAGCCUUCGGGCUGCCUGCCACCUGCUUCGCCGUGCUGGAGCGCGUCUUGCGAUCACCACCUGCCUGCCUUUUGCUGGGCGUGGCACUACGGGACGCAGGCUUCUCCUUGGUGGCCCGGUCGCGCGGCGCGUGUUGACCCGUGUCCGCAGAGGCUUGCGGCGACACGUUAUACGCUGAAGAGAUGUCCCGGAGGGAUGGGCGACGACCGCGGACAAUGAGAUUUGAAGUGCCACCGUCAUGCUGACCAGCUGACAGCGAUGGAGUGGACGACAGCGAGGUGAGACUCGAGCAGCUGAGGCUGGAGCUGCGACUGAGAAUGUGUGCUGCCAUCGGUAACACGGGGGUUUGUUCCCGAGUUAAGCCUGUUGGCGACGUUUGGCCCGCGAGGGGCUCAUCAACAUCCAUCGCGACCUCUACAAACUCGUGCUUUAUCCCCGGCGAAACCGCUCCAUUGACUGCGGCGCGCGCGCCAUUUGGGGUAGGGGGAGGCGUGGCGAUCCACGGUUCCGACAUCGAUGCGCCUUGCGCCUGAGACGAAGAUGCACCCGCAGAGGAAGGGGUCAUUGGGGGAGUGAGUAUCACGUUUAACGACCCAAUGACUGGGGUAGACGGUGGCGUAGGAUCGCAUGGCCCCUGGCUCGAGGGACCUUCCUGAAAUCCGCCCAGUCCUGAGAAGCUGCUACUCGGAGGCAUACCCUGGCUUUGUGGGUCAGGCUCGGUUGGUCUUCGCUCGAGCCUCGGCCGCUUGGCUUUUCUGCUGCCCUGACUCGAGGACACGCCCUGACUGCUGGGCCCCGCGGCGGCCUCGGCCUCAGGCUCGAGCAUGUCGCGUGUCCGUUUGAGAGGCUGCGGGCCCCUGCGUUUCUCUUUGCGCUUCAGCGAAAGCUUCGGCACGGGUGGCAGCUUGUUCUCAAACGCGUAGUCGCGCACUUUUAUGCCGUGCUGGGCGAGCAUGUGCGCGUGAAAGCUCCUGCGCUCCUCUGCCCAAUCCUCCGGCUCCUCGUUACUCUCUACAUAGCGAAUCCGAGGCUCCCUUUUGUGCUUGAACCGCCGCCGGGGGUCGCGCGGUUCUCUCAACUCAAGGAAGCUGGGAUCUGUCGGGUAUGGCUGCGGUUGACUUGAGGAUGUGGCCCAACAAGAACAGUGGGUCUCACUCACAGUCGGGUACAAAUCGUCGUUUGGGGGCGCCAUCGAAAACAUCGCAAGACUCGCGAUGGCUGCCACUGAGGCACCGACCCACUUCAAACCCUCUACUACUAUAUGAUUCAUCGCGUGCGAACUUUGGCUUUUCCCUUUUCGACACCCGGAGUGCAGCGUUCAACGUUCAGCGCUCGCGGGUGCGGCGGCGGGGGGGAGGGGGAUGUGGUGGUGGAAGAGGGUUGUGGAUGAGCGGCAGGGGGAAGGCGGAGGUUAUAUAACGCGUGACACGAGUUGGAAACGUUGGCGGCAAACGUCGGGGGCGCGAACGCGCCCUCUCCGUGGACCCAUUGUUACCCAGAUUUGGAUCGUCGGUGGUGUGUGACACGUGAUAGUAACAAUAGACGUGACAGCCCU